This is a messenger RNA of Panicum virgatum (switchgrass), 1489 nucleotides long. Its product is annotated as translation initiation factor IF-2-like. NCBI's taxonomy places the organism in Eukaryota, Viridiplantae, Streptophyta, Magnoliopsida, Poales, Poaceae. The transcript has a single exon. The record is from RefSeq and is a predicted model, not a curated record. The coding region runs from base 537 to 1052 and encodes 171 amino acids.
UGCGCUUCCAAUUCAGUGAACCAAAGGCUCAUCACUAGUCAGUCGUACAGCCCCAGCAAUUUCUAAUUCGGCUAAGUUUUGACGUCCCGGAACCUCCACGCCGCCGGCGGCACCGGCACGUGACGUGACAGGCGACAUGUUUAGCAUCUCGGCGAGGGGAUCAAAUCGCCAGUCUGCUGUCACGCAUCCCGAGUCUGGUCGUCGAUCCCAAAUCCGGUCAGAGCCUCACAACUGCGGAACGGAAACGGCUCGCGGGAAGCGAGCGGAACGGAGCGAGCGUUACACGCUAAACAAGGGAACCGCCGCGCCGUUGGCUCCCCACCGUCCACGCCGCCCCCGCGUCGCCUCCAAACCCGGCCGCCCACUCGCCACCGCGCCGCUCUUUAUAGCCAUCCACGCGCCCCGCAUGCACGCACGCAAGCAGCCAAGCCCCUCUCCCCCCCGCGCGAUCCGAACAGAGCGCGAGUCUCGCCGCGGCCGCCCGAGGCAGAGGUAGAAGGGGAUCGCGUCGCGGCGAUCCGUCCCGCUGCGGAUCGAUGGAGGUGAAGGUGUCCGGAUCAGGCGACGCGGCGCGGGGCGCGUCCCCGACCGCCUCCGGCUCCAAGAAGCGGCCGCCCAGCCGGCUGCAGAAGCAGGCGCCGGCGUCGCUGCAGCUGGAGCAGGGCGCCGCCGGCGCGGGGCCGGGCGCGGGCGCGGGGGCGUGGGGCGACGGGAGGGCGGCGAUCCCGCUCCUGUCGCCGCUCGUCACGUCGCCCGCGAUGCCGGUGUGGGAGGCGGACCGGUCGGGGGGCGGCAGGAGGGAGGGAGGCGGGGAGCAGGCCGACGGGAGGAACGGCGGCGAGCAGCAGCAGCAGCAGCGUGGCGCCGCCCGGCACGGCGGCGGCGGGGAGCGCCAGGCGCACGACGCGUCCCCCAGGUCGUCCGCGCCCGCGCCUGCGGCCGGCGGGGGAUGGCGGCACCCGGCGCUCCAGGCGCCGGUUGCGGAGCCGGCGUCCCUCGUGCCCUUGUUCAAGUCGCAGUGCGCGGUGGAGGCGCGCAACGCGCCGCAAUGAAGGAAGGCGGGUGCUCGACCACCAGACGACAAGCGCUCUCGUGGCAGGAGCCGCGGCGACGAUGAAGCCACCGCCGGCUCUCUCGUCUUGGCCGGCGGCGUGAUCUCUCCCCUAGCUUUGCCUGUACAAUCUGGUUGCAGCCCUUUGUGAAUACUUCAACCCUCUCUGGCUUCGGCGAUGGCUUGAUGUUUGGGAAAUUGUCCAUUUGACAUGGCUUCUCUAGCUUAGUCAUUUUAGCCAUUGUUGACAUGAUCUAAUAAAGCAUUGGCAUUCAGCUAAGGGCACGUACAACGGUAGUUCCCAAGCUGUCUAUGUAGUGCCAGGUUUCACAGUUAAGUGAGGGGAGUGAGCCAUGCCAUCGUCUCACGAUACACAGGCUGCUGCUCGCGCUCCAGUAUUGCUCAAACAUCAGAGAAAUGACAAUCGGUUUGCAAUCC